Pectinophora gossypiella (pink bollworm) is the source of this 496-nucleotide messenger RNA. It is a transcript of the gene mRpL42, whose product is annotated as 39S ribosomal protein L42, mitochondrial. Bases 94 to 438 code for a protein of 114 amino acids. The record is from RefSeq and is a predicted model, not a curated record. Gene Ontology annotation, cellular component: mitochondrial large ribosomal subunit. The transcript has a single exon. NCBI's taxonomy places the organism in Eukaryota, Metazoa, Arthropoda, Insecta, Lepidoptera, Gelechiidae.
AAAAGUAUAAACGUCAAAUUAAAAAGUAAAUAUUCGUAUUUCGAUUUGUAGGUUAUGUUUCGUUUUGCAUAAUUAUUUGAAAAUAUAUUAAAUAUGGCUCAUUUGAUACGCAGAAUAGCGUACAAACAAAAGGCAGUCCUUGCUAGAUACUACAAUAAAAUCGUUAUAACUGACGAUGGAUCCACUAUAGUUGCACUACAUCGUGAACCAGAAUUCCUAUAUGAACACUCAAGGCCUUUACCAGAAGAAAAGAAAGAAGACAAUUCUGUUUUGAAGAUGACCGAUUACAGCGAAGUGAGACGAGUAUUCAACGAAAUGAAACCUGAAGUUGCUAGAAAGCAACUUGCAUCUCUUACUAUGACCACUGAACACAGAUGGUUUCCAAGAGCUAGAGACAAGAAGGCAAAGAAGAAUGAAAUGAACAGGCCCUAUUUGUAAUUGUUUAGUAAUAUUAUUUUAGAAUAGUCGUAAAAUAAAUGCACAUUAUGAAUAAAUA